AGGAGACGGAGAGGCUGCCAGUGCCGCGGCACAGGCAGCAGCUGGAGGCGCAGCCGCGCAGCGGGGGGCUGCCUCCGGCGCCCUGCGCCGAGGUGCUGCGGCGCUGGAGGCCGCGGUGCUGCAGCUGCUGCCCCGCCUCGGAGGCCGAGAGCGACGCCUCGUCGCUGUACGGCGACCCCGACCGGGAGGAGGAGGAGCUCGAGCAGGAGGACGAGUUCGGCCCCGAGCCGCACGAGCACGGCGACGUGCGGGCCCACGCCCCCGCGGUCGCCGCGCGCUUCCCGCGGGCGCUGCGCCUGUCGGGCCUGGGCCCCGGCGACCUGCGCGAGGCGCUGCGGUCGGCCGACAGCCCGCGGGAGGCCCCCGGGCCGGAGGGUGCGGCGGCGGAGAGCCUCUUCCAGAUCGGAGCGGGCGAGGACGACGUCGAGGUGCAGCUGCGAAGUCCCGCCGACGCGGCGCUGGCGCGCAGGGUGGCGGAGAGGGAGGUGCUGAAGAGGGUCGCGGCGUGGAACGGCACCGAGCUGCGCUUCGUGGGCCUCUUCGCCAGGAAGCACCUCGGCUCGCCAGCGUGGGUGGCGCGCUACAGGCAGAGGACGCGGGCGAGCCCCAGCCCCGCCGGACGGGCCAAGUUCGCGGUGCUGGAGCUGGAGGUGCUUGUCUUGCCGCAGGGCCCGGUCACCUUCGAGCUCUCAAUGCACUGGGGCAAGGACGAGGGCAGACUGGGCCCGUGCAGGGCGAACGACCACGCCGCCUUCUUCUUCAACGGGGACCUCGACCUCGGCGAGUACCCCCACGGGCAGGCGGUCGUGCGCGCCGAGGUGGGCACGCUGGACCUGCUGUUCCGGAGCCCCGCCAGCACGCCGCGGUUCGCGCUGCGGCACCCCAGGACCCACUUCGCCAGCGUGCGCAUCGAGUUCGACAGAACCAGCCAGGCGCAGGCCACCGCUGGCCAGCCCAUCACUAUCGGCACUUCAUGCUCCAGGGUGCUGCCGCCACCCUGAGCCCGGAGGCCCUGAACAUAUCCUGCGCCGGCGAGCUGGCGGGGCUCGCGGGCACCUACCGCCGGGCGACCACGAGGGGGGCCGGGGGCGGCUGCCAGGAGGGCCGCCUCAGGAGAGGGGAGAGGGCGGCGUUGAGGCAGUCCCGCGCGGCCGCCCGCAGGGAGAGGGCCGCGGCGCUGCGGCUGUCGCACCUGGGGCUGUACACUGACCAGGACAUCGAGAGCGACUGUAUCUCGGAGGACGGCAGCGCGCUUGACGGCGCCUCCGAGGGCGCCGCGACCUCCGACAGCGAGUUCGCAGGCGGCGACGACGAGCGCAGCGAGCUGAACUGGUACUGUUGCCCUGAGAGGAGGGUGCUGCUGUUCCCAGCGCUCUGGAAGCGGUCCCGCGACGACGACGACGAGAGCGCCGAUUCCGAGGACGAGGCGAUGGGUAGGCCGUGCCCGCUUUCGGCGGCGCGGUGGGUGUUCGCUCGCUACCCCGCGGCGCCAGCGGGGGUCGCAACGGGCAGCAGCAGCAGCAGCAGCAGCAGCAGCAGCAGCAGCAGCGGUCUGGCCGCAGCCGCGACUGCCAUUCCGACGCUGACGAGGCCAGAGGUAAUGCAGGCGCUGGCGCGUCCCCUCGCGUGGGUGGACAUCCCCGGCAGCGCGGAGCUGCAGGGCACCUUCCAGGCGGCGGUGCCCACGUGGGUGCCCCUGCCCGGCGCGGCGCUCGAGGCCGUCCUGCCCCGCGGCGACGACGGGCUGCGCGGCGUGGUGGUGCCCGCGCGCCCCCCCGAGUUCGAGCGCCUGGCGUGCGGGCGCGACGACGCCGCGCCGUGGUGGGAGGCACGGGCGCAGGUGCUGCGGACGUCCCUGCGCCUGGGCCCCGCGGCGGGGAGAGAGGCCGGGCGCCGCCGCGGCCCGCGCCCGGAGGCCACCCUCGCGGACGUGCGCGCCGCCCUGCCCAUCGGGCGCUGGGUGGGGCUGAUGAACCUGCACCACGAGGAGCACGCUGAGCGCACCGGGCCAGCCUGGAGGAAGCACUGCUCCACGCUGCGGGCGCUGUACCGGGAGUUGGACGAGGCGUUCCGGUGGCCGAGGGCCAAGACUGCGUCCAGGAGACUGGCCCGCCUCCUUGCACUGCCGGGGCCUGGGCACUGCCAGCGCGUGCAGGAGGUGCCGGACGCGGUCUCGGGCUGGUGCGCGUUCGGAGGGCGCGACCUCCAGCCGUUGGUGGAGCAGCUCGUGGAGCUGGCGCGGGAGCGGACGGACGAGCACGUGUCCUUCGCCACCUCCCUCCUCAACCCAGACAGGUUCUUCGACGAGUUCGCGAUCCCGAAGGCCAUCCAGCACGAGGUCUGCCGCUCCAGCGGCGACGCGCUCGAGCUGCGGAUCUGCGUGCAGCCAGGGCUGCUGCUGCUGGCACUGCUCGCCUCCUCGCGGCCCGUGGCCAGCGGCCGGCAAGACCCCAGCGCGCUGGACAUUUGCUUCGAGUGGCGGCUGGAGGACAAGCGCCAGGCCCCCGCGCCCGCCUCCGCAGCGGCGGCGGCCUCCGCCGGCGCGGCCUCCGCCGCCGGCGCCGCCAGCUCCUCGGCGGCCGCCGCGCUCUCCCCGGCCUCGGCGGCGGCCGAAGGCAGCUCGGCGGCAGCGGCCGCCAGCUCGGCGGCGGCGGCGGGCGGCUCCGCCUCCGCCGCGCGCUCGUCGGGCGGCGCUGCCGCGCCCGCGCCCCGCGCGGGCGGCGCAGGCACGCCUGCGGCGCCGCGGGCGGGGCCGAGCGGCGGCGCCAGAGCCGCUGCGCCCACGGCGGACCUGCCGUUCACGCUGCUGAGCAACCACGAGGACCCGGAGCACGAGCAACCCGCGCGCUUCCGCGACCACCCCCUGCGCCCCGAGCAGCUGCGCACGCUGCGGUGGAUGCGCGAGGCGGAGCGGUCGGAGGAGGCCUUCGUCUUCGACCGCGAGGCCGUGGACUCGGCCACCCGCUUGCACGGCUGGAGGAUCCGCGGGCGGCUGCGGAGCGCGGUGCGGGUGCGCGGGGGCAUCUUGGCCGACAAGGUCGGGUACGGCAAGACCGCGACGACGAUCGGCCUCGUGGAGUGCACCCGCGGCGAGGGCGCCCCCCGCCACCCUGGAGGCCGAGGCAGGGUGUUGGUGCCGAGCAGGGCCACGCUUGUCGUGUGCCCCGUCAACCUCAUCACGCAGUGGGUGCUUGAGGUGCAGAAGUUCGUGGCCGGGGGCUUGAAGGUGAUCCCGCUCCAGACCUACGCCCAGCUAAAGCGCACAUCCGUCCAGGACCUGGCCGAUGCUGACAUCGUCCUGGCCACCUACAGGCUCUUCUACUCGGCGCCCUACCUCGAGCGUCUGCGGCAGCUGGCCUCCCUCCAACGCAGCGGCGGGCGAGCCAAGGGCUGCGCCGUGGUGCCGCCGUGGAGGGCCGCCCAGAUCCGCCGACGACAUGCGGUGUACCGCAGGGAGGAACCCUUGCCGCCCGCGCUCUGCUGGCCGCCCCGGGCCCACCACCAUGCUCGCUGGCCGCACCGGCGGCCGCGACGCGCGGCGGAGGCAGUCGCUGCGCAUCUUCUCGCGCCAGUACGCGCGGGUCCUCUCGCAGCUCGAGCGCG
Messenger RNA from Prorocentrum cordatum, 3603 nucleotides. NCBI's taxonomy places the organism in Eukaryota, Dinophyceae, Prorocentrales, Prorocentraceae. The record is from the annotation of a GenBank genome assembly.